This is a messenger RNA of Sardina pilchardus (European sardine), 1367 nucleotides long. It is a transcript of the gene c9h1orf50, whose product is annotated as chromosome 9 C1orf50 homolog. The record is from RefSeq and is a predicted model, not a curated record. NCBI's taxonomy places the organism in Eukaryota, Metazoa, Chordata, Actinopteri, Clupeiformes, Clupeidae. The transcript has 5 exons. Bases 135 to 704 code for a protein of 189 amino acids.
ACAAAAUCCUAGGAUCAACCGGGAGCGACAAAGUUGCGUCUUCUCCACUUGUAGCAGAUAUCAGCAAUAUUGUCAGUCGGGAGUGGUCAACAAAUUCACUCAUUCGGCACGGGCAAGAGUUUAAUUGAAUUAACAUGGAUAGAACAGUCAGCCUUCCAGGUCAACCGGACAAGAGGACAGUGGUAACGCUGGUGGAGUCAAGUAGCAAACCGAGUGGGCUGGAACUGGUCAGCUCCUACCAGACGAACAGGAUCGGUGAUCCCAUGGAUUUAGUGUCCCUGGCAAUGCAAGUACAAAAGUCAGACGAAUUCGUACGAGCCAAUGCCUGUAACAAGUUGACCGUCAUUGCAGACCAAAUCCGGUACCUACAGGAGCAAGCUCGUAAGGUUUUAGAGGAUGCCAAGAAACAUGCUGAUCUCCACCAUGCUGCCUGUAAUGUGGUGAAGAAACCUGGGAGCAUGUACUACCUUUACCUGCGUGAAUCUGGACAGCGUUACUUCUCCAUAGUAUCUCCUCAGGAGUGGGGAUCCAGUUGUCCACAUAAGUUCCUUGGCGCCUACAAACUAGGGUAUGAUAUGUCCUGGACUCCAAUAGAUGAUGUGGAAAAGAAGGAUGCAGAGACGGCCAUCUUUGAUAAACUACUGAACCAACAGGCUGCACUACCUCCCUGCACAGAGCCCAACUUUGAAGGCAUUUCCAAAUGAGUUUUGAAGACUUUAUGCCCCCAAUAGUCUUAAAACAAUGGACCUAAAAGUGAUGGUUGUAUGUUGAAUAACAGACAUAACCUCUGCUUUAACUUGUGGCUUGCAGAAAUGGGAUUUUGCAUUCUCACCAUGAAACCUGACAGAUUUCGCUUGACUUGACGCUUUCAGCAAGAACACAUUUCACUUGAACAGUACAAUCACUUUCAGUUUCAGACAAAAUGCAUAUUACAGAGGUUAAAAGUAAAGCAUUACUUAAUGCAAAAAGUACCAUAACAAUCUUAUCAACUUGUAUUUUAUAGACACAGUGUUUCUUGUUGAUACUGUUUUAAUGCUGUUUUAUUAUUUUAAGGCACAUACAAAAGUGUAAUCUAUGUUCCUAGGCAUUCUAUAAUUCUAUCUCAUCUUGCCUGAACCAUGAAUGAGUAAACAAAUGUUUAUAUACACAUAACUAGAGAAAUUUACUCUUCUCUGUGCCCAAAGUGUUUGUCAUGCAUAUGGUUUUUUACUACAUGAAAGGUAGACCAUGUAGCCUGGUUAACCACAGACCAAAUUAUUUUUUAUUUAUUUCCAUGGGGCUCUCAGUAAAUUGGAUCAUUAAACUCUUACUGAAUUCUGUCUGAAGUAAAACCUCUUUCUUGUCAAUGAAGGCUUUACGUGCAUUCU